Messenger RNA from Uloborus diversus, 582 nucleotides. Its product is annotated as protein GVQW3-like. The coding region runs from base 1 to 582 and encodes 193 amino acids. NCBI's taxonomy places the organism in Eukaryota, Metazoa, Arthropoda, Arachnida, Araneae, Uloboridae. The record is from RefSeq and is a predicted model, not a curated record. The transcript has a single exon.
AUGAUUGCAUUAAAUGCACGUACAUUUCAAUUAUUAUCUGGAUUAUUUUCAAAGCGUUGGCAACAUCGUUUGAAACGUGAUAACGCAAAUUCUAGAAGAAGUCACUUGGCCUCGGUAGAAAAAGAAAUGGAGCUGCGCGCUAAAAUUAAAUUCUGUUUUAAAUUGGGUAAAAGUGCCGCAGAAACAUUUGAAUUGAUGAAAACUGUUUAUGGUAGUGAAGUACUGAGUCGUAAAAAUGUUUUUAAGUGGUAUGCAAGAUUUCGUGAUGGUAGAGACAGCUUAGAAGAUGAUCCAAGACCAGGUCAUUCAGUAACAGUUCGAAAUGAUAAGAACAUUGAAAAAGUGGCCAAAAUCCUACGAAAUGAUCGUUGUGACUCUACCCGACUCAUCGAAGAGGCUACUGGCAUACCUAAAUCCACUGUCCAUCUCAUUUUAACUGAAAAUUUAGGAAAAAGGAAAGUCUGUGCUCGCUUUGUACCGCACACAUUGACUGACGACCAAAAACAUUGCAGAUUGGAACACUGCAGGGACAUGCAACAAAAGCGGCCACUAGGGAUCCAAACUUCAUGGCAAACAUUGUAA